This is a messenger RNA of Aedes aegypti (yellow fever mosquito), 1726 nucleotides long. Its product is annotated as aldehyde dehydrogenase, dimeric NADP-preferring. The transcript has 10 exons. The record is from RefSeq and is a predicted model, not a curated record. Gene Ontology annotation, biological process: aldehyde metabolic process. NCBI's taxonomy places the organism in Eukaryota, Metazoa, Arthropoda, Insecta, Diptera, Culicidae. Gene Ontology annotation, molecular function: aldehyde dehydrogenase (NAD+) activity. Gene Ontology annotation, cellular component: cytoplasm. Bases 158 to 1642 code for a protein of 494 amino acids.
UUAAGUGCUAUCACUCUAAUCGAAGCAACGCUCAGUAUUGUUUUGGAAGCCGCUGUGAAUGCAUAAUAAGUGAAGCCGAAAGGUUUUGUUGUUUUAGUAAUACUUCAAUUAAUCGACUGCUUACAAAUAGUACAUCGAUAUUCUAUCUUCGCCAAACAUGACUAUAGCAGACGCUGUUCAACAACUUCACACAGCCUUCGCUGGUGGAAAGACUAGAAAUGUAGAUUUUAGAGAGAAACAGUUAAAAAAUUUACUUCGGAUGUACGAAGAGAACCAUGGAAAAAUGGCUCAAGCUCUGGCGAAGGAUCUCCGGAAACACAAACAGGAAGCAUAUUUGAUGGAAAUCGACUACAUGAUCAAUGAUCUACGCAGCAUUCUGUUCAACCUUCGCGACUGGGCUGAGCCAGAGAAACCAAAGAAGACUUUUGUCAAUAUGAUGGACGAAGUUAAGAUCUACAAUGACCCAUACGGUGUUGUACUGGUCAUCGGUGCGUGGAACUACCCCUUGCAAGUGACGUUAGUUCCAGUUGCUGCUGCUAUGGCUGCAGGCAAUUGUGUUCUGAUCAAACCAAGUGAAGUUGCUCCAGCUACAUCGAAGUUUAUUGCUGAGACUGUUCCAAAAUAUUUGGACCAGGAAUGUUACCGUGUAAUUGAAGGGGGAGUAAAAGAAACUUCGGAGAUUCUAAAACAAAAGUUUGACCACGUGUUCUACACUGGGUCUGGUCGCGUAGGUAAGAUUGUUCAUCAGGCAUGCUCCGCAAACUUGACGCCAUGUACUCUUGAGCUUGGAGGCAAAAGUCCCUGCUACGUGGAUAGUUCGGCAGAUAUUCCUAUUGCUACGAGACGUAUUCUAUGGGGUAAAUUUGUCAAUGCGGGCCAAACUUGCAUUGCACCGGAUUAUGUUCUCUGUACGAAGGAAGUGCAAGAUAAAUUCUUGCAAGAAGCUCGAUCAGUUCUCAAGGAAUGGUAUGGCGACGAUCCCAAAAAUAGUCCUGAUUUGAGCCGCAUUAUCAAUGAGCAACAUUUUAAGCGUUUGAAUGCAAUGCUACAAGGAGCCAAAGUAGCAAUUGGCGGCCAGACGGAUGCCAAAGACAAAUACAUCGCGCCAACUAUCGUUAUUGAUGCGAAAGACAAAGAUGCUGUAAUGCAAGAUGAGAUAUUUGGACCAAUUUUACCUAUCGUAAAUGUACACAACGCAUAUGACGCCAUCCAAUUCAUCAAUUCAGGAGACAAACCUUUGGCAAUGUAUAUAUUCAGCAAUAACCAAACGGACAGGGAGUUAAUCGUUAACAACACGUCAUGUGGUGGAAUCUGCGUAAACGAUACCAUGGGCCAUUUUGCAGUUGAAUCACUGCCUUUCGGAGGUGUUGGCCCUAGCGGAAUGGGAUCCUAUCAUGGAAAAUUUGGUUUUGACACGUUUACGCACAAAAAGGCUUGUCUUGUGAAAAAUUUCAGCGUAGUGGGUGAGAAGUUGGCCUCGUCACGGUACCCUCCAUACUCUGAUAAAAAGCUGUCCUUCUUGACAACGUUGCUCAAAAAAAGGCAAGGUAUCUCGCUAAAGUACUUGCCAUAUGCUUUAGUGUUCGGACUAGGUGUAGCUUCGGCAAUGAUCGUUAGAACUAUUUCAGAGAAACACGACUGAAAGAUUGACUGUACGGAUUAUUUCAAAUAUUUGUGUGGAGCUAAGCUAACUGUGAACCAAUAUAAUUAGUAAUACUCAACCAAA